GCAGCAGUGACGGUCACGUGAAUCGUCUCGUGAGAGCAGGAAGAAGGAAUGACAACAGUACCGCUGACACUUUUCCUCUCUUCACUUUUUUUUUUUUUUUUUUAAAUCUGCAAUAAGCUUCGGACGACUAUGACUUCCAUCGUGAAGGAAACACGAAGCAUAAAAGAAGCGGUGACUUUCAUCAAUGCGAUUGAUGUGAACAAGUUCUCCAGGCUGAUCUCUCGCAUCAUACAAAAGCUCCAUCUGAAGGGCGAGCGGACGUUCAGUGAGGAAGAGGAGCAAAAGCUUCAGGCUGCUCUCUCAUUGGAUAAACAGGCUCUCAACCUAGUUCUGGAAACUGCUGCCUUCAUACUAGAGCAGGCUGUGUAUCAUAACGUGAAGCCGGCCGCUCUGCAGCAGCAGCUGGAGGCGGUUCAUCUGAACUCCGACAAGGCUGAGGUUUUCUCUCAUUCCUGGGCCACCGCUGGACCCGAGCUGCUGGAGAAGCUAAAACACAACACAUUUGCCCCAAAGAAGCUGGAGUAUGUAGGUUGGCAGUUGAACCUGCAGAUGGCCCAGUCCAGCCAGGCCAGACUGAAAUCUCCCAGUGCCAUCCUCCAACUGGGGCUCCGCAAUGACGACUCUGAGGUCCAGGAAAAUGUCUUUGUUGAGUUUAACCACCAGGAGCUGCUUGAAUUGUACAACAAGCUUGAAAUCGUACAAGGCCAGUUGGACUCCUUGACUUGAUGCCUGCUGCUCUGUGUAGAACCACACACACACACACACACAUGCAAGUUGCUAGAAUUUUUGCUGACAGCUCCGCCAGCUGUUAGAAGCCUACCAAUUCCAUUAUUGCUCUAAUUUACGAGAGAAAAAUGUCAAAAUGAGCAGCCAGGAGUUUCAUUCCCUCACUGAAUUGAUCGAGACAUUGUGAUAAAUCUCCUUUUGCUUUGAAAUGUUCAUUGAGGAGAUGGUUCGGAAAAGGACCUCUUCCAAUUUGAAUAGAUUUUUAGUGACAUUCCUCAGUUCCCUGCAGAAAGUACGCUUAAUGUUUGAUUGUGAUGUCUAAUAAACGUGCCAACAGUCAGUGAUGUUGAAAAUUGAAGUGCACCUCGGAGAAAAAAGAAAAUUAGAAGUCGGACUGUCGCUUUGACUUGAGACGAAACGAAGUGUGUAACUCGGUGAAUGAGUCGUCUUCUAAUAAAAUGUGAAAUGGAGAUGAAA
Scophthalmus maximus (turbot) is the source of this 1203-nucleotide messenger RNA. RefSeq names its product COMM domain containing 10 (gene commd10). The record is from RefSeq and is a predicted model, not a curated record. The transcript is spliced from 7 exons. Lineage: Eukaryota; Metazoa; Chordata; Actinopteri; Pleuronectiformes; Scophthalmidae. Bases 130 to 726 code for a protein of 198 amino acids.